Messenger RNA from Chenopodium quinoa (quinoa), 1674 nucleotides. Its product is annotated as MDIS1-interacting receptor like kinase 2-like. The record is from RefSeq and is a predicted model, not a curated record. NCBI's taxonomy places the organism in Eukaryota, Viridiplantae, Streptophyta, Magnoliopsida, Caryophyllales, Amaranthaceae. Gene Ontology annotation, molecular function: protein binding. Bases 1 to 1674 code for a protein of 557 amino acids. The transcript has a single exon.
AUGUAUAAUAACGCCUUUAGCAUCAUCAAACUUCUGUCUGCAAUCAGUCUAGGAUAUAUGUUCUUAUGCUCUGAAGCAGAAGCAUAUCAUCCAGGACAAACAGAAGCCGAGGCGCUUAUUAUAUGGAAACAAAGCUUCCAAAACCAAUCAGCCUUUACUUCUUGGGUCUUACCACAAAAACAAAGUUAUUCUUCCUCCAUCAAUAGCCCAUGUCGUUGGCAAGGAAUCGCUUGCGACAACCAUGGAAGAGUCACCAACAUUACCCUGCCUCAGUUAGAAUUGCAAGGUACACUUGAUGCCUUAGAUUUCUCUUCAUUCCCACAUUUAAGUUACCUUGACCUCAGUCAGAACUAUAUCAGUGGCAUAAUACCUUCUAGUUUAGGCAUGAUUUCUAAACUUAAAUACCUUGAUCUCUCAGUUAAUAUGCUGAAUGAUACCUUACCUCUUUCCCUUGCCAACCUGACAUUAGUUGAGCAGCUUUGCUUGUCUCGAAACAAUCUUACUGGCCGAAUAGACCCGAGUUUGUUCCCAAGUGCAACAAAGCAUGCAAAUUCUGGUCUGAUUAGUAUUGAAGUCAUAAUCAUUGGAAGGAAUUUUUUAGAUUGUCCAAUUCCCUCUACCAUAGGUAACUGCAAGAACCUUUCUUUCAUUGCUCUUGACAAUAAUCGAUUUUCAGGUCCUAUACCGGAGUCAGUGGGCAACUUGAGUGAGCUAAAUACCCUAUUUUUGUACCAAAAUUAUUUAACCGGACCAAUACCAACCUCUGUUGGUAGACUCAGCAAGUUAACUGACCUUCGCUUGUUUGAUAACCAAUUGUCUGGUCGCGUACCUCAAGAGAUCGGAAACCUAUCCAUCACCAACCUGCAGUUGUCUAGGAACAGUUUUACAGGAUUAAUACCCCCACAAUUGUGUAAGGGCGGUAACCUUGUCUACUUUUCAGCUUCUAGCAACAAUUUUGCAGGCCCAAUACCAGUAAGCCUAAAAAAUUGUCCCAAAUUGAAUAGAGUUUACCUCAAAAACAACCAACUUACUGGUGACCUUGAUCAGGCCUUAGGAGUGUAUCCUAGCUUGGUUUACAUCGACUUAAGCUUCAAUCGUCUAGGAGGUGAACUCUCACCAGAGUUGGGUAAGUCUGAAAACUUAACUGCUCUACUGAUAGCUGGUAACUCGAUUAGUGGUGAAAUACCAAAAGAAAUUUUCAGUUUGCCAAAUUUACAAAAAUUAGACCUCUCAUCUAAUAGGUUACAAGGAAACAUACCCCCAGAAAUUGGACAAAGCUCAAAAUUGUUCCAAUUAUCCUUUCAGAAUAAUAUGCUCUCAGGUCGAGUGCCUGUGCAGGUAGGAGCCCUACAAGAACUGAACCAAAUGGACCUCUCGAACAACAGUCUAACCGGGCAAAUCCCAUCUGAAAUUGGGAGUUGCUCAAAUCUGAUGAGCUUGAACUUGAGCAACAACCAUCUGAAUGGCUCAAUUCCAGAUGAGAUCGGGCAGCUAACUCAGCUGCAGAUGUUAUUGGAUUUGAGUUAUAAUUUUUUAACCGCGGACAUACCACUGAAUCUAGGAAAGCUACAACGCCUUGAAACAUUGAACCUUUCACAUAACCAUCUAAAAGGCAUUAUCCCUACAUCUAUAGCCACCAUUGCGAGCUUAGUAAGUGUUAGAUUUCUCGUAUAA